This is a messenger RNA of Chaetomium strumarium, 591 nucleotides long. RefSeq lists its product as uncharacterized. Lineage: Eukaryota; Fungi; Ascomycota; Sordariomycetes; Sordariales; Chaetomiaceae. The transcript has 3 exons. The record is from RefSeq and is a predicted model, not a curated record. The coding region runs from base 1 to 591 and encodes 196 amino acids.
AUGGAGAAGGCUCAGAGAAAGGCCAAGAAACUGCUCCAAAAGUCUGGCAACAACUUCGACUCGGAUGACGAGGCUGGUGGCAACGGGGCGGCUGGCAUGGGUGGCAGCUCGGGUAAUCCACCUGGCGUCUUUUUCUGUUGGCACUUCGGCGACAAGCAGACCAGCUGCUUCACAAUACCGCCGGACGUGUCAGAGAAGGACCCGAGACAGGCUCGAGCCGCGAGACUUUACGACCUUGCCGUGAAGCUUUACAAAGGCAAGCUUGCCCCGCUGGUCCCUCAGGAACAGUACGAAUUACCCAUCCGCGGUGCAGCUAGCGACAGCAACUACACUAGGGGGGAUCCGCACCCCGGCAACGCAACGCCUCCACCCAGCAGCAAGCCCGUACCGCCGCCGCCGCCGCGCAAUGUCCGACCCGAGAAGUCGCGGGACAAGUACACUGUGCACGGGAUUGACAAGGGCACGCCAUACAUCAAGGGCAUUGACAAGAAGGACCCCGGCCGUCACGUCGAUGUGCAGUACUCGCAGACGGAGAAGCAGUACUAUGUGAAGCCCGGCAGCGAGAGGAUCUGGCUUAAGGAGCUCAGAUAG